Molecule: messenger RNA, 7116 nt
Organism: Toxorhynchites rutilus septentrionalis
Lineage: Eukaryota; Metazoa; Arthropoda; Insecta; Diptera; Culicidae
Exons: 14
Coding region: 1286-6427 (1713 amino acids)
Biological process (GO): DNA integration
Molecular function (GO): protein binding; nucleic acid binding
Source: RefSeq, a predicted model, not a curated record
CAUCUGGUUGGUUCAGUAUCGUGGGUGACGGCCAGCCUGACACAAGUUCGAUCUUUUCGGCGCUGUGAGCUAGGUGUGUGCAGCAGAGUGUGUAUUCGCGCGUUCGGUCAGUUUACGUCUCCAGAAGUCGGUGUGUUGUUUUUUAUUCGUUUGUCUCCUCUGCACUCGCGGCGUAUUCGCGUCGUUUGUGUUUAAUUUUUUUUUGCUUGCAAGCUUGUAUGCAGGUGCCGCCGACUCCUCGCUGUUCACUAUAAGCCGAUCGACAUCAGCUGUUCCGGUUGAGCGUGUCUAGACCUCCUUCCUCUGCUGAUGGAUGGUAAAGUUCUCCGAUUGACGGUGUAAAUGCGGGUAUCGGAGGUGCGAGAGUGCUCUGGCCAUCCGUGUGGGGCUGUGCUGCACAACCGAGUUGCAGUGCAAUCGGAGUGAAGUGAAGCGGAUGCAUUUUUUUCUCCGCCGUCGCGUGUGAAAGGAAAAGUGUUGAAGGGCUAAAAAUAGACCUCGCCGUGGUGUUGUGGAGUUGUCUACCUGGUAUUAAUAGAAUUAUUGAUGGCACGCAGUUGAUAAUUUAAUUACCACCCGGCAUGCACUGAUUCGCGACUGAAUGCCAAAGCGGUAGGUGAAAAGGUGAAACCAAAGAUAACUAUCCACACGGGAAAGGCUUUUGCGAGGCAUUGGAUGCUGCGGAUGCUGAGUGUGUGUAGCGGAUCUCGUGCGGUGCGUCUCAUUCCUAAGUGAACGAAAAAUUGGCCAUCGUUUAGUACGUUUGGGUGUGUGUGUCGGUUUCCGUUUCGUGUGAAGUGAGAACGAUUUAAUUGUCAAAUUAGAAACUAGGUGGAUGAAAUUCGGCUAAUCGGAGAAUAAUUUGAAUGCAGCGCCAGUGUUGAACGCCCUCUACAACGGCAGCGUGUGUGUGUUUGUGCGUUUUGAUGCGCUAAAAAGUGAAAAAGAUCAGUGCGGAACCGUGACGGCGGAUCAGUUGACAUCGGAUGGAUUCUGUUGCAUACGCUGUGUGUUACACAUUUUAGCUGCUAUUUCAACGCUUCGCUUGGCAGCUUUAAUUUGAACCGUCGCUAUCGGAACUAACAAUUUCGUCCAUAACCGGUGUGUGUGAACGACAAACGACGAACUCCAUACGAAAGAAGAUGAAUUGAGUGAUUGUUCGAUAAGCAGCAUACAAAUACAACACUCACCUGCAGUAAGUGAAGUGGGAGGAAAAAUAUUUCAGAAUAAACUAGAGCAAUCGAAGAAACCGGAACAGAGAAGCAUAGGCUGAAGUCACGCAACGAUGGGAUCGCAUGGACCGAUGGAAAUCAGUGCAACAUUCUUGCUGAGUUGUUGGAUGGCGCUGGCAAUGCUGCAGUUGACAAAUGCUCAGUACCGGUCGCCACGAAUCACGGAACAUCCCAGCGAUGCCAUCGUGCCGAAGAAUGACCCGGUGACGUUGAACUGCAAGGCCGAAGGGAAACCGCAACCGGUGGUGCUGUGGUACAAGGAUGGUGAGCCGGUCAAGCUUGACUCGAACCACGUGUUGCUACCGUCCGGGUCGUUGUUCUUCCUGCGGACGCUGCACAGUAAAAAGGAACAGGAUGACGGCGUGUAUUGGUGUGUCGCCAGCAACAAGGCCGGAACGGUGCACAGUCGGAACGCAACGCUGCAGGUUGCAGUGCUUCGCGAUGAUUUCCGCAUUGAACCAAAGAACACCAGAGUCGCUGCCGGGGAAACAGCGCUGCUAGAAUGUGGCGCUCCGAAGGGCAAUCCCGAGCCCACCAUCAGCUGGAAGAAGGACGAAGUUCAGCUGGAACUGGACGACUACCGGGUAAAUAAAGAUGUGGCCCGGAUACGAACCGUGGAUAACGGAAACCUGCUCAUCAGUGACGUUCGAUCUAGCGAUGCAGGUCGCUAUCAGUGCACCGCCCAGAAUAUGGUCGGAUCCCGGGAGAGCGUCUACGCCAAACUGACCGUCCAAGUGAAACCAUACUUCAUCGCUAAACCAACUGAUGUGACCGUCCUGGAAGGUCAACGUGUCCAGUUCCAGUGUGACGUGGGUGGAGAUCCAUUCCCCCAGGUACUAUGGAGCAAGGAGAAUGGUCACAUCCCGGUGGGACGUGCGGAAAUUCUAGAAGAGGACAGAAGUCUUGUAAUCCGAAACGCAACCCCCGAUGACCGCGGACAGUACAUCUGCGAGGCGCAUAACAGCGUGGGACAGGUUAUUGCCCGGGCCAACCUGGUUGUCAAUGGUAAGUGUAAUGGCAUUUAUUGUCCUCGACACAGCUCAACGCACUCUUUGACAUCUACGGGUCGUAUUCGACGCUUCCUGUCGCACUUCAACAGGAGUCUCGCUAAACGACGGACUCAUGCCGAUAUUGCGAAAAUGUAUCGCAUGGUGAAGUUGAAUUCAGCAGAUCAGCCACUCCAGCGCAUUCUCUGGAGAAAAUCUGCCAACGAACCGGUAACCACCUUCCAGCUGACGACAGUAACAUAUGGCACAGCCUCCGCACCAUACCUGGCGACGAAGUGCAUUCAACGGUUGGCGAAUGAUGCAAAACACACACAUCCUGUAGCAGCAGAGGUGGCUCGGAAGGAUUUUUAUGUAGAUGACCUUCUGAGUGGUACAGACAGCAUCAAAACUGGAAAGCAACUUGUCUGCCAACUCAUCGAUAUGUUCAACUCUGCCGGAUUCAGUUUGAGAAAGUGGAGCUCUAACAAUUUGGAGCUUAUCGAUGAUGUUCCUUCAGAACUUCGCGAUAAUCGCUCAACCUUUGAGAUUGAUUCAUCGUCUACUGUGAAAACCCUAGGGCUUAUUUGGGAACCAUCCGUCGAUAAAUUCAAUUACGCCAUACCUCGUUGGAGCUCUGAACCUACAAUCACCAAGAGAGUUGUUUUGGGAGACAUAGCUCGCAUUUUUGACCCACUUGGUCUCAUCGGUCCUGUAGUGGUACAGGCGAAAAUAUUUUUACAAGAGCUGUGGAAACUAAAGGGUGAUUGGGAUGAGCCAUUAUCUGUCAGUCAUCAGGAGUUCUGGUUAACGUACCGCAGAAAUUUAACUGCCCUCGAGUCACUCAAGGUUCCUCGAUGGAUUGGAUUUACCAAUGAUGCGAGCCACGUGGAAGUCCACGGCUUCUGUGACGCAUCAGAAGCAGCGUAUGGUGCGUGUCUAUAUUUACGCUGCACCUCACUUGAUGGAUCAGUUAGCGUUCGUCUCAUCACGGCCAAAUCAAAAGUUGCGCCAAUAGAAGAUAUCAAUCGAAAAAAGAAAAAACAAACCAUCCCACGUUUAGAACUAUCAUCCGCUUUAUUGCUGAGCCAUUUAUACGAGAAGGUUCGCAAAAGUAUACAAAUCCCGUCCCAUGCAUAUUUUUGGACCGAUUCGAUGAUAGUGAAGUGCUGGUUAUCAUCGCUUCCGUCUCGUUGGCAAAUCUUCGCAGUCUCGACGAAUGUUCGCAGUCUCGCUCGCAAAGUCGUUUUCGAGUGCACAUCAUGUUUCCGUAACAAACCUACGGUUCACCAGCAACUGAUGGCAGAUCUCCCAGCAGAUCGUGUAAGCCCCGCAGCAGCAUUUAUCAAGACAGGGGUAGAUUUUUGUGGUCCCUUCUUUAUACGCUAUCCUGGUCGUCGUAGCACAUCAAUUAAAUGCUACGUGUCAAUCUUCGUCUGCCUGACGACGAAAGCAGUGCACAUGGAGGUGGUUGCUGACCUCACAACCCAGGCAUUCCUCGGAGCCCUUAAGCGGUUCGUUUCUAUACGUGGAAAACCGUCAGUCAUCACCUGCGACAACGCCACCAAUUUUGUUGGAGCCAAUCGAGAGCUGGAACUACUUCGACUGCAGUUGUGCAGUCAACAAUUUCAACAUACUGUUACUCGCGACUGUGAAACUGAAGGGAUCCAGUUUAAAUUUAUCCCACCAAGAUCUCCAAACUUCGGCGGACUGUGGGAGGCCGCCGUAAAAUCGUUCAAAACGCAGUUUCGUAAAACGAUUGGAUCCAGAGUUUUAACAUAUGACGAGAUACACACCGUGGUACAGCAGUUAGCAGCAAUUUUGAACUCUCGUCCUUUAACGCCACUCAGCAACGACCCCAACGACUAUGAGGCCUUAACACCAGGGCAUUUCAUAGCGGGAAGACCUCUUGUGUCAAUUCCCUCACCAGAUUUGCAGGAAAUUCCUGAGAAUCGCUUAUUCUUGUGGCAGAAGUCGCAAAGUUAUGUACAACAGAUUUGGCGGAAAUGGAAAACACACUACCUUUCCGAUUUGCAUAACCGGACAAAAUGGACCCAGAAGCGCGACAAUCCCAUCGUUGGCACCAUGGUUCUGGUUAAGGACGAUAAUCUUCCUCCUCAGAAGUGGUGUCUGGGAAGAAUAGCGGAAACGAUUCCUGGAUCAGACGGGAUAAUCCGUGUAGUGACCGUUCGCACGAAGGAUGGUCUGCUCAAGAGAGGCAUCUCAAAAAUUUGUGUGCUUCCAGUUCGAGACAACUGCUCACCACCAAUAGCAGAAGAGUAUUUGCAAAAACAGGACAGCGGCUGGUACCGAUGUGUGGCUGUUGUGGGACAUCAAGUAGCGGCGGUGGCGGCGGCAGCGCCAAUAGCAUCUGCGUCGCCACCAUCUGCCCCAUCGGCGGUGGUAACGUCCUGGAGUGCGUAUCUUAUGAUUGAUGACAACCUGAACGUUUCUCAGCAACGAACGUACAACAUCGAACAGACCCCGUCUGCUCCGGGUUCACCGAAGGCACUCAACAUAACCAACAGCAAUGUAACGCUGGCCUGGACUCGUGGUCAGGACAAAUUCCCACGCUCCGGUUCCCUAACGACCUACACCAUCGAACAGUUCAGCCCAGACUCGAGCAACAGCGGCCCUUACGGCGGGUGGCAAAUUGCCCUCCAACAGAUCGCCGGCAACACUGCCACCGUGACGGGUCUCUCGCCGGAAACGUCUUACAUUUUUGUCGUCCGUGCGGAAAAUGCGUACGGUUUCUCGCCACCGUCCGCUCUUUCGUCGCCGAUUCGAACCCUUUCAUCCGAUGACCGGGUCACCGUGCCAGAGGAACUCGAGAGCGCCCGAAAUGUCCUCAAUGGGAAGAUUCUCGAACUGAUCGACAUCGUCCCCAUUUCAUCGACCUCUGUCCGGCUCGAAUGGCUGCUCCAUGUCAGCAGCUCCGAACAGUAUGUUGAGGGUUUUUACGUUCGCUAUCGCGAGUUAGACUCGACGAGUCAACGCUACAGCAUGCUCUCUAUCCCAAACAACGAAAUCGAAAGCCACAUCAUAACUAACCUGAACAAAUUCACCAAAUACGAGUUCUUUCUGACGCCGUACUUCAAAAAUCUAGAAGGCCAACCGAGCAACUCACGGAUCGUUCAGACCAUGGAAGAUCUCCCCUCGGCAGCACCUAUCAACAUCCAGACGGGUAUGCUGAACGUAACGGCAGGAUGGGUACGAUGGAGUCCUCCAACUAAGGAUCAGCUAAAUGGGGUUCUGCAGGGGUACAAGAUCCAGGUUAAGGCUGGCAACAUCUCCAAACUGUUGGCCCAGAUGACACUGAACUCGACUACGACUUCGGUGCUUCUGAACAAUCUGACGACAGGAUCCAGUUACAGCAUUCGCGUGGCAACGUUCAAUCGGGUCGGACUUGGCCCGUUUUCGAAGCCGGUGCAUCUGGUGAUGGAUCCUUCUUUUGUAAUCGUACCCCAGGGGGUCCACAACAGCUACAACGAUUACGAAGACCUUCGGCACCACAACUUUCUGCAUGAAACAUGGUUCAUGAUAUUCGUUGCGCUUUCAUUGUUCAUCAUCCUGCUGUUCACGAUCAUCGGUGGAGUGAUAUUUUUCAAGAGACGCCAUGGUUUGGGAAAGCCAAUUGUGACGGUUCCUAUUGGGGCGAGACGGGACAUUCCGAAUCUCAGCGGCAUGCGGAAGGACAAUGGAAUCUGGAUCGAUCGAGGCUGGAGAACCUGCGAUACUGAUAAAGACUCGGGACUGAGUUCGAUCAAAUUGCUGGAGGGAAAUCAGAUCUAUCCGAACCAGGCACUGUCAGACGGAGGUACCGAUUAUGCAGAGGUUGAUCCCAGGGGAGUUACGUCGUUCUACAACUGUAGGAAGUCACCGGAGAGUCCAACACCAUACGCAACGACAAUGAUAAUUAACGGGAUUCCAUACAGCGAAAACGGUGAUUUGAGCUUCCAAGGUCAUGACACUUUCUCGUCCACUUCUUCAAGUUUCCGAUCAUUCUACGGUUACCCACGACCUCAAAAUAGCAACCAAGUUCCUCCUAAUUGGGUCGACUACCUUCCGCCGCCACCGGAGCACCCACCGCCAGCUCCUCAGCAGUUGGACAUUAACCAUCUGAACCACGUGUACCCCUCGGAACUGGUCGGAACACUGUCCAGCUCCCAGGCUAGUUCGUACUGCUCGCGCCGCACCAGUGGCUACAAAUGAGACCCGCCCCGAAGUCGCUCCAACAAUGUUUACCUGAUCAGUCCAACGGCUGUCCUCCGAAACCAUUACUAAGAAACGCUAUAUUGGAAGUCAUUACGGAGGGCUUCCCGGUAGCGACGAGAUGUUAACAGCGUAAGGCUUCGCGCGGGUAUUUUGACUUUGUUCGACUCACUCACUUCGGGAGGGGCGCGUCCCUUCUUCGUGAGAAGAGACCACAAAACUCAAGAACGAGAGAUAAAACAACAACAAUGAGAGAUAAUCACGAGGCCGAGCGGCGUACCGCGCGAAAAAGAGAGUAUAUUUUUUCACAGACAGGACUUUAGGGCUGGAAGCAAUUGAGCCCUCGUGGUUAAAAGAAGCACAUUCUCCGGAUUGGACAUUCCUCCCGCUGAAGGAACGAUUCCUGCGAUGAAAACGUGCAAAUUAGCCACCAGAAUAAAGUGCCAUUGCAUCAAAAAGGGACAAAAAAGAAAGAAAGAAAUCGCACAUGAAAAGACAUAAACCGAUAGAGAAAAGAGAGAAGAGAGAAGCAAAUAUUUACAUUGGCAUAAUUGAAGAUGAAAAUUCUUUUGAACAGUAACAUUUAACAAACAGAGAGAGAUAUAUUUACUGAACUGAACGAGAUUUAUUUUACCAUGACAUAUCGAGAUUAUCCGAACCAAAAAAAAAAUAUAGAGAUUUCAUUCAAG